Messenger RNA from Telopea speciosissima, 1109 nucleotides. RefSeq names its product long-chain-alcohol O-fatty-acyltransferase-like. The record is from RefSeq and is a predicted model, not a curated record. The coding region runs from base 37 to 1095 and encodes 352 amino acids. NCBI's taxonomy places the organism in Eukaryota, Viridiplantae, Streptophyta, Magnoliopsida, Proteales, Proteaceae. The transcript has a single exon. Gene Ontology annotation, biological process: lipid metabolic process.
GGUUAGAGAUUCAAAAAUACCAUCAGAGGAAGCAGAAUGGAAGAAGAGAUCAAGAGCUUUAUCCAAGUAUGGAUUACAGCAAUCAUCUCUCUUUUCUAUUGUUACUUCAUAGCUGCAAAGAUCCCAGACGGCAAACUCAGGCUCCUCUCCCUUCUCCCAGUCAUCUACCUAUUCAUUGUUCUCCCAUUCAACCUCUCCUCCAUCCAUCUCUUAGGUCCAACAACCUUCUACCUCACCUGGCUCGCAAAUUUCAAGCUUCUACUCUUCUCCUUCGAUCAAGGCCCUUUAUCUCUCACCACCCAACCUACUCCAUCGCUCCUCCAAUUCAUCUCCAUUUCUUGUCUUCCCAUCAAAAUCAAACAAAACCCAUCUCAGAUCCCCAAACUCAAAGAAAACCCAUCUCUCCAAUACACUAAAUCGCCCCAAUCGGCUCUGCUUAUGUUCUGUAAAGCCCUGCUUUUGGCACUUGUGAUCCGUAUCUAUGACUAUAGAACGCAGCUACACCCAAUGGUCAUCUUAGCGCUCUACUGCUGCCACAUCUAUCUCGGCGUAGAAAUCAUUCUAGCCAUUGGUGCAGCCCUUGCUCGAACCCUGCUGGGUCUAGAUCUCGAACCCCAGUUCGAUGAACCCUACCUCUCUACUUCCUUACAAGACUUCUGGGGUCGAAGGUGGAACCUCAUGGUUACGAGUAUUCUACGCCCUACUGUAUAUAAUCCUAUACGAAGUAUUUCUACAAGUAUUUUAGGGAGGGAGUGGGCCCUACUGUCUGCCCUUGUGGCAACGUUCCUGGUGUCGGGUCUCAUGCACGAGGUCAUUUACUUUUAUCUCACGCGUGUGAGUCCUACAUGGGAGGUGACGUGGUUCUUUGUUCUCCAUGGAUUCUGUACGGCUAUGGAAGUGGUGGUGAAGAAGGGUUUGAAGGGAAGGUUUGAACUGCAUCGGGCGAUUUCGGGUCCGUUGACGGUUGGAUUUGUGGCUCUUACCGGUUAUUGGCUGUUCUUUCCACAAAUUACAAGGAAUCAUGUGGAUGAGGGAGCGAUAAGGGAGUAUAGUAUUUUGCUUGACUUUGUAAAGGACAAGUUCCGUCUUCGUUGAAAAUACUCACAAAA